AUGGACGCCCACAGCAAAAACACUACAUCAUCUGAGGGUGCCACCCAUACCCUGCUUAUCCAUGGCCCCGUUGAACUCAAGCAAGGCUGGAGGAGGCAGAAACGGCACCUCUUCUUGUUCAAUGAUUUGUUGCUGAUGUCUAAUACCGAUUAUAAAAACACCUUUAAGAUAAAAAAUCAAAUACCACUGAGCACCAUGUGGAUAACCAACUGUACGGACAAAGUGGGAGAUACCAGCAUCAAUGCUGAGAGGUCCUUCAUCUUGGGCUGGCCCACGGUGAACUUUGUGGCCACCUUCAGGUCUUCCGAACUAAAGGAAAAAUGGUGCUCUUUCCUUCAAAGGUACAUCAAUCUAGCCAAAGAGAAGGACCAGCCAAAAAGCAUUCCCCUCCAAAUCUUCACUGGAGACAUCGAGAACUGUGGCGGUUCUGUAACUGUAACAGUGGCAAAUUCAGACACAGCGAAUGACAUUAUCAACAUGUCACUACCAAUGCUAGGAAUAACUGGCUCUGAGAAAGACUAUCAGCUGUGGGUCAGUUCUGGCAAAGGAGAAGCCCCACAACCACUAAUUGGACAUGAACAUCUCUAUGGAAUUAAAAUGAGCCAUCUUCCAUCUACUCCACUGCUGCCACAGGGACCAGAGGCCUCCAUCUCUCCUUCCACCCUCCAGGAGCCCCUCCUUCCAAAGGAGGGGUUCCCAGAGAUGCAAGGCCAGUUCAUCCUGAAGCCCAGGCACCCAGUGCAGAACCAGCAAGGGAGAGGUUCAGGCCAGAAGACAGUUAAAAGGAAUCCUUUCAUAAACUGGGCCCUUAGGUGGGGCCCCAGAGCUUGCCAGGACAGCCAGUGCACAGCUCCACCUUCUGCAAAGCCAGCACAGCUCUUCGGAGUUUCCCUCAUGGAUGUGUGUGAUAAUGACCACCUGCCCUCCCCCAUUCUGGAUAUGCUUUGCUUUAUCAAUCAAAAAGGGCCAUUCACAGAAGGCAUCUUCAGAAAAUCAGCCAAUAUGAAAUCAUGCAGAAUCCUGAAGGAGAAACUAAAUUCUGGGGACAAAGUGAACUUGGACGGUGAAUCUGUUCUUGUGGUAGCAUCUGUCUUAAAGGAUUUUCUUCGAAAUAUCCCAGGAAGCAUAUUUUCAUCCGAUCUCUAUGACAAAUGGCUUGCUGUUGCUGAUCAAGGGAAUGAGGAGGAGAAAGUAACUGUAGCCCAGAGGCUGUUAGACCAGCUGCCAAGAGUGAAUGUUGUUCUCUUGCAAUACCUUUUUGGAGUGUUAUACAACAUUGAGCAGCAUUCCUCAUCCAAUCAGAUGACAGCUUACAAUUUAUCAGUGUGUAUAGCCCCAAGCAUUCUUUGUUCAUCUAAUUCCUGCAGCUCGGGAUUAGAAAGCAACUUCAUAAAAAAGGUUUCUCUUGUACAAUUUCUCAUUGAAAACUGCCUCAAGAUAUUUGGGGAAGACAUCACUUCCCUCUUGGGAGAGAGCUCAACGAGCUGUGAUAACAGCGAGAAUGCUGCAGUGACAGCACAACAACCUCUUGAAUCCAAGCCGGUGACGGUGAUAAUGAUUUACAAAAAGGCACAACUGCAGGAUAAUACCAAGACUUCAUCUGGCAUGGAUCCACAUAGCCACCUGUCUACAGUUCUCAAAGUCACUGAAGACUAG
Molecule: messenger RNA, 1656 nt
Organism: Lynx canadensis (Canada lynx)
Lineage: Eukaryota; Metazoa; Chordata; Mammalia; Carnivora; Felidae
Product: rho GTPase-activating protein 20-like
Exons: 13
Coding region: 1-1656 (551 amino acids)
Biological process (GO): regulation of Rho protein signal transduction; signal transduction
Molecular function (GO): GTPase activator activity
Source: RefSeq, a predicted model, not a curated record